AUGAGGUGCAGCGUCUCCAUUUUUAUUGCUAUUUUGGCAACUGUUUCUGCUUUAGGUGUUCAUGAAGAAUGGAAACAUUUCAAAAAUAAUCAUGGAAAAUUAUAUAGAAACUCAGUUGAAGAAACAUACCGAUUUUCGGUAUUUCAAGCUAAUUUACGCAGAAUCGAAGAACAUAAUGUAAAAUUCGAACAAGGCCUAUCUACUUUCCGAAUGGGAAUGAAUCAAUUUGGAGAUUUAACCCCCGAAGAAUUUCUUCAGAGACUUCCAAAAAUCGAUAGACCACCGAUUUAUGGAACAUUUAAAAAUUUUGAAGAUGAUUUCGAUGGUGAUGUUCCAGAUGCAGUUGACUGGAGAGAAAAAGGAGCAGUAACUGAAGUAAAAAAUCAAGGCAAUUGUGGAUCCUGUUGGGCAUUCAGUGCCACUGGUGCAAUUGAAGGAGCAUAUUUUAUUAAAACAGGAAAACUUAUUUCCCUGAGUGAACAAAACCUCGUUGAUUGUGCUAAAUCUUGUGAUGGUUGCUACGGCUGUUGGCCGAAUGAGGCUAUAGAGUACGCUGAGAAAAGUGGAAUAGUGACAGAAGGAGCAUAUCCUUAUAAGGCAAUAGCUUCUUCAGCUUGCUUAGUCAAUGUAUCGGACUCUGUGUUAAAACCUAAGGAACAUAUUAUUUUACCCACAGGCGACGAAGAUAAAUUACAGAGGGCUGUUGCUAGACAACCAAUAUCUGUAACUAUAGAUGCAGAAAAUGAUUUUCAAUUUUACAAAGAAGGAAUUGUGGAUGAUUCAACUUGUGAAUCAGGAGAUGGUGCCUUAAACCAUGCUGUAUUAGUUGUUGGAUAUGGUACUCAAGAUGGUCAUGACUACUGGCUCGUGAAAAAUUCUUGGGGUACAUCAUAUGGUCAGGACGGUUACAUAAUGAUGUCAAGAAAUAAGAAUAAUCAAUGUGGAAUUGCUACAUAUGCUCUAUAUCCAGUGUUCUAA
This is a messenger RNA of Psylliodes chrysocephalus, 978 nucleotides long. NCBI's taxonomy places the organism in Eukaryota, Metazoa, Arthropoda, Insecta, Coleoptera, Chrysomelidae. The record is from the annotation of a GenBank genome assembly.